Molecule: messenger RNA, 1680 nt
Organism: Perkinsus marinus ATCC 50983
Lineage: Eukaryota; Perkinsozoa; Perkinsida; Perkinsidae
Product: Neurofilament triplet M protein, putative
Exons: 2
Coding region: 1-1680 (559 amino acids)
Source: RefSeq, a predicted model, not a curated record
AUGAAACGAGAGAAUCAAUGCUUACAACGACAGCUGGGUAUACUAUUGGCAGCCAAGGCACUGACGGGGCUACAGCUUUUCGCACAGCAGAAGAGCGAAGGGGAAGACCCUAGUAGAAUGAUGACGUUGCUGAGCGAAUUGGUGCAACAAAGAAGGCAAGCAGCCACUGAGGAAGGCGAGUUGAAAGAAGGAAAUCAAAGUACUUCGGAAUCUGGACCGGUUAAUGGAAGCUCCAGUCGGGACAAGAGUCAACUUAGGCGCCAGGAGAGAGGUGAAAAUGGUAAGAGUCAUUCCAGUAGGACAAAAGAGGCCGAGAAGACGGAGCUCACAGAGGAUGGGAAACGGGAAGGAGAAUCCAGAGGAGUUGAUGAGAGUAAAAAGCGGAGGCCGGCCAGAAGGGAGAGAUCCACGCGGAGCAGGUCUGCACGAGGUGAAGACGAUGAUGGGAAGAGGCGCUCAACGAGGAGUCGAUCCAAACGAGAUGAGGACAGAAAUGAAAGAUCCAAAAGGAGCAGGUCCAGACGAGAUGAGAACGGAGAAGGGAAGAAGUCGUCGAAGAGGUCCGAAAGAAGCAGGUCAAGACCAGAUGAGGACGGGGAAGGGCAGAAGUCGUCGAAGAGGUCCGAACGGAGCAGGUCAAGACGAGCUGGGAACGGAGAAGGGAAGAAGUCGUCGAAGAGGUCCGAACGGAGCAGGUCAAGACGAGAUGAUGACGGGGAGGGGAAGAAGUCGUCUAAGAGGUCCGAUAGGAGCAGGUCAAAACCAGAUGAAGACGGGGAAGGGAAGAAGUCGUCGAAGAGGUCCGAAAGGAACAGGUCGAAAAGGUCUAAGGAUGAUACCAAACGGGAAACCUCGAGGGAGAAGUCUAAGGGGGACGAGUCUAAAGAUUCGAGAGACAACGAUAGGGAAGAUACUUCGAAGAGAGGAAAGUCCAGAAGGGACCGGCCCAAAGGACUUACCGAUGGUGAGAGCGGCAAACUGAGAAGGGACGAGCAAAAGAAAGAUGACAAGACAGAAGUCCAGAUAUUGGAGAAAGAGCGCUCCGAUGAGCCCAGCAAGGACAAGCCUGACAGAACUGGUAAAAAGAGAGUUGCUCACAAGGAGGGAAGUAGGAGUGCUUCCAGAAGAACACGAUCUAAGGAGAGCAGACGUGCAAGGAAGGGGAGUGACGGCGAAGGCCGGAAACGGAGCCGAACGAAGGAAAGGAACAAGGAAGAGAAGGGAACCACUGGUGUUGAUGAUAAUGAUGGCCGUGGGAGGUCGACGAGGGAAGCCGAGACGACUGACAAGCCUGUGGAGUCGGGGAAUGGUCACGAUAAUGCCCAAUCCACCGACCCGACUAUCACUGCGAGAAUAGUCAACUUCACCACUUCACUAUUGGCAAGUACUCAACCAGCAACACCGGCACCGGCUGUACCCUCUACCCCAACACCCGUGAUUGCAACGACUCAAGCACAACAACAACAACAAGAGCCUCCACAAAGCACGACCAAACCACCAGAAGCCAAGCAAGCGCCUCCACCACGAGAGUUAGAGCGACACGAUCUGCCCUUCAUGCCAAGUCUACCACCGUUUAAACCAGGUGAGUUCGCUAUAUGGAGAGAAUCAGAAGCCCGAAAGGCUAGGAUGAGAGCAGCAGCUACUAAGAAGAGCAGGAUGGGGGACUCGGACUCCGACUGA